Molecule: messenger RNA, 1143 nt
Organism: Doryrhamphus excisus (bluestripe pipefish)
Lineage: Eukaryota; Metazoa; Chordata; Actinopteri; Syngnathiformes; Syngnathidae
Gene: uts2r3
Product: urotensin-2 receptor 3
Biological process (GO): neuropeptide signaling pathway; regulation of blood pressure; blood vessel diameter maintenance
Cellular component (GO): plasma membrane
Molecular function (GO): urotensin II receptor activity
Source: RefSeq, a predicted model, not a curated record
AUGGAGCCGUCCGGCUCCUUGCCCCCGCCUUCCCCGUACACCUUCCCGGUCAUUCCCAACUUGUCCCUGCCUUCCUCGGCUCCGUCCACCUCCCCCAGCCUGGCCUCCACGGCCCUGUUCUGCUCCCUGCUCUCCCUGCUGUCCCUGCUGGGCAUCAUCGGGAACCUGUACACGCUGGUCCUCCUUCUGAGGCGCAGGAGGAGCAGGAGGAGAAGCGGAGUGGGACCGAUCUGCUGCUUCUUGAGAGUCGCCGCCCCCCCCUGCCUGUCCGGCCCCUCCUCCGGCUCCCCUUCCUCCUCCCCCCUCUCCUCUUCCCCCCCCUCGUCUUCCCUCCACCUCCAGGUGCUGAGCCUGGCCCUGGCGGACCUCCUCUACCUGUUCACCGCCCCCUUCAUCGUCUACGACAGCCUGGCGUCCGGCUGGGCCUUCGGCGAGCUGGGCUGCCGCCUCCUCCUGAGCCUGGACCUCCUCACCAUGCACGCCUCCAUCUUCACGCUGACCGCUAUGAGCCUGGACCGCUACCGGGCCGUGGCGCACCCCCUGCACACCUCCUCCACCAACUCCUCGGGCCUGCUGAGAGUCAGCUUAGCCUGGGGGCUGGCCGUGGCGCUGAGCCUGCCCAUGAUGAUCACCCUGCACCUGGAGGACGGGGAGAACCAGGAGGGCCAGCUGUGCGUGCCCGCGUGGGACGAGCAGAGCUCCAAGGCCUACCUGAGCGUGCUCUUCUGCACCAGCAUUCUCGGCCCCGGCCUGGCCAUCGGAGCUCUCUACGCGACGCUGGGCCGCCUUUACUGGGUGUCUCAAACACGGGCCCCGUGGGGCGCCGGGACCGGCACUGCUUGCCCCGCCCGAGCUCCGAAACCCAAAGUUCUGCUCCUCAUUCUGGGCAUCGUCCUGGCCUUUUGGGCCUGCUUCCUCCCAUUCUGGAUCUGGCAGCUCCUGCCUCUGUACCAGCCCGACAUGCUGAGGACGGUACCGGUGGGCACGCAGGUGACGGUCAACCGCAUCCUCACCGGGCUGACCUACGGAAACUCUUGCGUCAAUCCCUUCUUCUACACGCUGCUGACCGGCAAGAGGAGGCGCAACCGGCAGACGCUGACCUCGGCAAAUCAGCUCUGCCGCAAAAGCAGUCCGCUGCAGUAG